UCGUUACGUCACCGAGGCCCGGCUCGGACGCCACCGGCGGGAGUUUUUCAAAAUGGGAGCCCAGAGGCACCGCCCAGGCCUCGGAAGGUGUCGGGGAGACCUUUCGGUGGCGUUGGUGUCGUCGCCGGGAGCGGCGGCCUAGAGAGCGGAGCCUGAUGGGCGUCAAGACCUGCUGUUUGCUGGGGAGCGCUACCUCGAAGGCACUGCGCGGAGGGCCGAGCCCGGGCAGCCCCGGCCUAGGCCUGGGAAGAUGGCGACCUGCAUCGGGGAGAAGAUCGAGGACUUCAAGGUUGGAAAUCUGCUGGGUAAAGGAUCGUUUGCUGGCGUCUACAGAGCUGAGUCCAUUCACACUGGUUUGGAAGUUGCCAUCAAAAUGCUUUAUAACUAUUUCGAAGAUAACAAUUAUGUGUACCUGGUAUUAGAAAUGUGCCAUAAUGGAGAAAUGAACAGGUAUCUAAAGAACAGAAUGAAACCUUUCUCAGAAAGUGAAGCGCGACAGUUCAUGCACCAGAUCAUCACAGGAAUGUUGUAUCUGCAUUCUCAUGGCAUACUACACCGGGACCUUACGCUUUCUAACCUCUUACUCACUCGUAAUAUGAACAUCAAGAUUGCUGAUUUUGGGUUGGCAACUCAGUUGAAAAUGCCACACGAAAAGCACUAUACACUGUGUGGAACUCCUAAUUACAUUUCACCAGAAAUUGCAACUCGAAGUGCUCAUGGACUUGAAUCUGAUGUUUGGUCCUUGGGCUGUAUGUUUUAUACAUUACUUAUUGGGAGACCACCUUUUGAUACUGACACAGUCAAGAACACAUUAAAUAAAGUAGUAUUGGCAGAUUAUGAAAUGCCAACUUUUUUGUCAAGAGAGGCCAAGGACCUUAUUCACCAAUUACUUCGUAGAAAUCCAGCAGAUCGUUUAAAUCUGUCUUCAGUAUUGGACCAUCCUUUUAUGUCACAAAAUUCAGCAAAAAGUAAAGAUUUAGGAACUGUAGAAGACUCAAUUGAUAGUGGCCAUGCCACAAUUUCUACUGCAGUCACAGCUUCUUCAAGUUCCAGUGUGAGUGGGAGUUUAUUUGACCGAAGAAGACUUUUGAUUGGUCAGCCACUCCCAAAUAAAAUGACUGUAUUUCCAAAGAAUAAAAAUACAAGUGACUUUUGUUCAGGCGAUGGAAGCAGUCUGUGUCCUCAGUGGGGAGAUCAAGAACAAGAAACCAGUCAUAGUGGAAGGGGAAGAGUAAUCGAAGGUGCAGAAGAAAGGCCCCAUUCUCGAUACCUUCGUAGGGCCCAUUCCUCAGACCGAUCCAGCGCUUCUGCUAGUCAGUCUCGAAUGAAGACAUACUCAAUGGAGCGAUGUCACUCAGCAGAGAUGCUUUCAAAGCCCAAAAUACCAGGAGUUGAGAAGAAAGAAAGAUGCUCACACACAAGCAGCAAUGCCGAUGUUUUUCACUUCUUUAAAGAAAAGACAUCCAGUAAUUCUGGAUCUUUUGAAAGAGCUGACAACAGUCAAACAGUCUCCAAUCAUCUUUGUGUAGGAAAAACUCCUUUUCCCUUUUCAGAGCAGGCACCACAAAUGGAAAUGGUACAGCACUGGUUCGGGAAUCUACAAGUGAAUGCUCAUUUAAGAGAAACUGAGCACAGCAGAGAUUUCCACGGCUAUCCAGAUUUGCCAAAGGAUGCAUCAAGAAAUGCUUGGGCUGAUUCAAGAGCCAAAAAGAGCGCUAAUACUUCUGAAAAUACACACCCUGUGAAACAGAUGGGUUCUGUGAAACACAUAGCUGGACUCCACAGUAAACAUGAGAUGAUACAGCAGGAACUGAUAUUUGGCUUAGAUCCUCUUUCUGAACAAAGCAAGACUCGGGUUCUGGAGUCAGCAUUGGGUAAUCAGAAGCGCACAUUACGAAGCAUUACAGCUCCUUUGGUUGCUCACAGGUUAAAACCAAUCAGACAGAAAACCAAAAAGGCAGUGGUGAGCAUACUUGAUUCGGAGGAGGUGUGUGUGGAGCUCCUAAAAGAGUGUACCUCUGAAGAGUAUGUGAAGGAAGUUCUUCAAAUAUCUAGUGAUGGAAAUAUGAUCACUAUUUAUUAUCCAAAUGAUGGAAGAGGCUUUCCUCUUACUGAUAGACCACCAGCACCUACUGAUAACUUCAGCAGGUACAGCUUUGACAGUUUACCAGAAAAAUACUGGCGAAAAUAUCAAUAUGCUUCCAGAUUUGUACAACUUGUAAGAUCUAAAUCUCCCAAAAUCACUUAUUUUACAAGAUAUGCUAAAUGUAUUUUGAUGGAGAAUUCUCCUGGAGCAGAUUUCGAGGUUUGGUUUUAUGAUGGAGCAAAAAUACAUAAAACAGAAGAUUUAAUUCAAGUGAUAGAAAAGACUGGAAAAUCUUACACUUUAAAAAAUGAAAAUGAAGUUACUAGUUUGAAAGAUGAAAUAAGAAUGUAUAUGGACCAUGCUAAUGAGGGUCAUCGUAUUUGUUUAGCGCUGGAAUCUGUAAUUUCAGAAGAGGAAAAGAAAAGUAGAAGUACUUCCUUUUUCCCAAUAAUUGUAGGAAGAAAACCUAGUAGUACUGCUUCACCCAAGGCCUUAUCACCUCCUCCUCCUGUGGAUGCAGACUGCUCAAUGAGAGGCAGACCAUCUUUGGAUAAAUUGAUCACAGACUGUGCUGCUUCUCCAACACAGGCACAAAUACUUAAUCCCUCUUUAGUUGGAACUGAAGGACUUGGCCAUACAGUUUCAGAAACAGCCAUGUCUUCCAGUAGUCUAAAAGAUUGUCUACCUAAAUCAGCACAACUUUUGAAAUCUGUUUUUGUGAAGAAUGUUGGUUGGGCUACACAGUUAACUAGUGGAGCUGUGUGGGUUCAGUUUAAUGAUGGGUCACAGUUGGUUGUUCAAGCAGGAGUAUCUUCUAUCAGUUAUACAUCACCAAAUGGUCAAACAACUAGGUAUGGAGAAAAUGAGAAAUUACCAGAAUACAUUAAACAGAAAUUGCAGUGUCUUUCUUCCAUCCUUUUGAUGUUUUCUAACCCUGUUCCUAAUUUUCAUUGAUUAAAAACUUCUUCCAGAUAUCUAUGUUUAAUAAAUAACUUUUUGGUUGGCUUUCAAGUAAAGUGACUUUUUUUAAGUUUAAUAUGAUUAUUUCAGAAAGCCUUUCUACUAAACAGACUAUUCACCUGUAUCUUAGAGGAUAUAUGCUGAGAGAACAAAGUAAAAUGAAAUUUAAGUCCGCUACCAAAUGUAGUGGUCAGAAAGUAAGAUAGGACAUCCACCUUUGUUCCAAGGACUGACUGUAUUCUUGUACAUGUAUUUAACAUUUUCUAAAGCAAAAAAUAUGUUGUGUGGUGUGUUUGUGCCUUUUUUUUUGUUUUCCCUACUUCUCAGACAUGUUGAGAAUCAUGGACAAAACAUGCUGUCAUCUCAGAACUUUUGAACAUGUAAAUAAUGUAUAUUUGUUAUAAGUAACAUGUAAACAUGUAUAUUUGUUCUAUAUUUAUUUUUGUAGCACCAGUGUCUGAUGACACAUUUCUGCAAAUGCAUUUUAUAAAAAAAUAAAUGCAGUGAUAAGUUACUUCAUCUUUGAUGUAUUUAAUUAAGUACUUACAAAAGUUACUGUGAAGUAAUUCUUAAAUUUUGUUGCUUGUUGAGAAG
This is a messenger RNA of Castor canadensis (American beaver), 3640 nucleotides long. NCBI's taxonomy places the organism in Eukaryota, Metazoa, Chordata, Mammalia, Rodentia, Castoridae. The record is from RefSeq and is a predicted model, not a curated record.